UGCACGGUCACACACAGUUGACUCGUUGUGUGUAAAGUCAGCCACGAAAUGCAAGUAAAAAUACGACCCAACUACAAACUCAUCUUUGUGUCAUUCUUCUUCCUUGUGACGGCACUUCUAGUAUUUUUGUCUUUUCACGAUGCUUCAUUGUUUAGCUGGAACUCAAAUAAAGAAACUGACAAGAACAAACUCGUGUCCUUCCGUCAAGAUUAUCAACCAUUUGAUGAUGACGUGUACAGCAGUGCCAUUAAUAUUGGCAUUGACAAUGUUGAUGAUGAUGUUAGCAAUAAUAAUAUCUUAAACUGGUUGCAGGAAGAUAAGCAACUCGCUGCCAACAAGGAUGACUUUUAUGGAGUGAUGUUUGAUGCUGGCAGUACUGGAAGUAGGAUACAUGUUUAUCACUUUAGAAACCGUUCGCAAGGAAAGCCACCAUUACUGAAAUCAGAAGUCUUCAAUAACACCAAGCAUGGACUGGCAGAUUUUGCAGAUUCGCCAAAAGAGGCUGUAGAGGUCGUUCGUAAUCUACUAGACAUUGGAAUGAAGAGUAUCCCAACAGAGUUAUGGUCGUCAACCCCAGUAGCCCUUAAAGCUACUGCUGGACUAAGACUAAUCCCUCCUGAGAAAGCACAGCGCUUACUGGAUGGUGUCUAUGAGCUACUUUUACAUUCAGGUCUUCACACGGAGAGUAAAAAACAUACUGUGGCUAUAAUAGAUGGAAUACAUGAAGGGGAGUUCAUCUGGCUAACAGUCAACUUCCUUAGAGGAGUUCUGGGGUCAUUGGAUCAUGCCACUAACACCAUGGGGGUGUUGGACCUUGGUGGAGGGUCGACACAGAUAACAUUUGCACCUCGGUUUGAGGAAACAAUCUUGCAAGGGAUGCCACUGGGAUUGAUCAAGACAUUCCGAUUUAUGAAAGAGUCUUUCCAACUCUACACACACAGUUACCUUGGCCUUGGACUUAAGGCAGCUCGCCUGGGGACCAUGAAACUUGAAGAGCAGAAUGAGACUUCACAUAUUACCAGUACUACUACUCAUUUAAAUGAUUACUCAAGGAGCAACUUUUCCACCGUGUGUCUUCCAGCCAACAUGAAGGCUGAUUGGGACUUUGCUGGUACAUCGUACACUGCAUCCUCAUCCAACAGCCAAGAAGUGAAUAAUUUAUUCAACAUUUGCUCCAAGGUCACCAAGCAAUUCAUGGCUGAUCAAGUCUUCAGGCCAAGUGAAAUCCAGAACCGCAGUUUCUAUACUUCUUCAUACUUCUUGGGAAAAGGGGUUGAGAGUGGUCUCAUAGAUAGAGAGUUUGGAGGGAUUAUUCAAGUUAAGGAGUUCGGAACAGUUGCUAUAAAAGCUUGUGGGGACUUUGAUGCUGCUAACCCAUUUCUAUGCAUGGACUUGGUCUACAUAAAUACCUUACUUACCCAUGGUUAUGGCUUCAAUGCUGAUACAGAGCUAGUGAUGAGUGAACAGAUCCGUGGAUUUGACAUAAGCUGGGCAUUAGGUGCAACCAUUGACCUUCUUCAUACACACUGGGACAACACUGGACAUUUAUAAUACAGUGCAACCAUUGACCUUC
Molecule: messenger RNA, 1573 nt
Organism: Asterias rubens (European starfish)
Lineage: Eukaryota; Metazoa; Echinodermata; Asteroidea; Forcipulatida; Asteriidae
Product: ectonucleoside triphosphate diphosphohydrolase 5-like
Exons: 10
Coding region: 49-1551 (500 amino acids)
Biological process (GO): nucleoside diphosphate catabolic process
Cellular component (GO): membrane
Molecular function (GO): GDP phosphatase activity; UDP phosphatase activity
Source: RefSeq, a predicted model, not a curated record